Striga hermonthica is the source of this 1488-nucleotide messenger RNA. The record is from the annotation of a GenBank genome assembly. NCBI's taxonomy places the organism in Eukaryota, Viridiplantae, Streptophyta, Magnoliopsida, Lamiales, Orobanchaceae.
AUGAUAUCAUCGAUUUCCUGGGUCCCUAAAGGGGUCUCAAAAUCGGUUCCAUCAGCAGCUGAUCCCCCUUCAAAUGAGAAAAUAGAAGAGAUACUGAAGAGUGGUCUCCUUGAAACACGUGGAGAGAGUGAAAAUGAGGAAAACAAUGAAGAUAUGAAUGUUGAUGAUGCAGUUAGUCAAGAUGACGAACUUUCCCGUGCGUUAUCUGCUGCCAGUGCACUUGGGAAAGCUCCCAAGAGUUCGAAGAUGGAAUCCGACAGCUUGGCGGAUGCGUUGAAAGAGCUAGACAUGGAUAAUUACGACGAGGAGGAUGAUGGUGUUGAGUUGUUUGGCUCGGGUCUUGGCAACUUAUAUUACCCAAGUAAUGAUAUGGAUCCUUAUUUGAAGGGCCAGGAUGAAGAAGACUCUGAAGAGGAAGAAGAUAUUACCAUAAAGCCAGAGGAUGCAGUCAUAGUCUGUGCUCGGAAUGAGGAUGAUGUCAGCCAUCUUGAGGCAUGUAAUUUUUUUGUAUGGAUAUUGGAAGACCCGACAAACGGUGAUUCAAACAUGUACGUGCACCAUGAUAUUGUCAUCCCGGCAUUUCCACUCUGCACAGCGUGGCUUGGUUGUCCUCUUAAAGGUGGAGACAAAGGGAACUUCAUUGCUAUUGGCUCCAUGGAACCAGCCAUUGAGAUAUGGGACCUUGAUAUUAUUGAUGAAGUCCAACCAUCUGCAACACUGGGUGGCAUUAUUGAAAAGAAGAGAAAGGGAAAGAAGAAAUCUAUUAAAUACAAGGAUGGUAGUCACACAGAUGCAGUUCUUGGACUUGCUUGGAACAAAGCGUUCAGUAAUGGACUCGCUAGCGCCAGUGCGGACAAGUUGGUUAAGAUAUGGGAUGUGGCAACUGAAACAUGUACUAGAACCUUUGCCAGCCACCUUCAGGUCCAAGCUGUAGCAUGGAAUCAUUUUGCACCCAGUGUUCUUCUUAGUGGAUCGUUCGAUCACACUGUGAAUAUGAAAGAUGUUAGAAUACCUGAACAUCAAGGAGUUACGUGGUCAGUUGCAGCCGAUGUGGAGAGCUUAGCAUGGGACCCGCACACAGAGCAUUCAUUUGUGGUCAGUCUUGAAAAUGGCACUGUUACUGGUUUUGAUAUCCGAAAAGCUAGUUCUAAAGCUUCCUCUCAGCCUGAGGCAAGCUUUACAAUCCAUGCACAUGACAAAGCAGUCUGCACAAUUGCCUAUAAUACUUCCAUCCCAAAUCUGCUGGCUACUGGUUCUGAGGAUAAGAUGGUGAAGCUAUGGGAUUUAUCGAACCAACCGUCGUGCAUUGCUUCCAAAAACCCGAAAGCUGGGGCUGUAUUUUCUGUUUCUUUCUCCGAAGAUUGCCCUUUUACGUUAGCUAUCGGAGGUUCCAAAGGAAAAUUACAGGUGUGGGAUUUGUUAACUGAUGCUGAGGUGGCUAAAAGGUAUGGUAAGUAUGCCAACAAGGCUAAAUCCUCGACUCCGUGA